CUUCUCUUUAUAAACCUCUUUAUCUUUCUCAAAACUUUCAACUGCUACACUCUACAACCCAAGUACUUUCAAAGUCCUCAAGCUCUUUUUUUGCAACACAAAGAUUAUAAUGUCUUCAAGCAAGAGAAAUAUGACAAUCAGACGACAGCCGAUAAUAGUCGAUCUCGGCUGCAGUUGUCGGAGAGGGAAGCUCUCUUCGAUCUUCUUUUCACCAAAAAAGCCGAAGAAACACUUUAACUACUUCUCCUCCUCCUCCACCACCUCCAACUCCACCACCAGCACCACCACCUCCUCCUCCUCCUUCUCAUACCAACACAGUCCUCACAAGCCCAAUGUCACCAAAUCCCAGAAGAAAGGAAAGAUAACAGAAGAGAGUGUGGCAGUGGAGAAGGACUCCUCAGAGCCUUACUUAGACUUCCGUGAAUCAAUGGUUCAGAUGAUAGUCCAAAACGAGAUCUACGGCUGGGAUGAGCUUAGAGAGCUUCUUCACCGCAUGCUCUCCCUUAACUCUCCACAGUACCAUCCUCUCAUCUUACGUGCUUUCUCUGACGUCUGCCAGGCGGUAUUCACACCUACCUCGCCAUGAGUGUUACUGUGUUAGCUUGUUAGGGUUUUAAUGUUGGUCUUCUGUUCAUGGAGUGAAGGGUGAAGGGUAUCAUUGUGAAUGCGCUGUGUUUUGCGUGUCUUUCUGAGUUAAUGUUGUUUAUCAUAUCGAUUUCAUAAACGCUGACAUGUUUACUGCUUUCUUU
Messenger RNA from Dioscorea cayenensis subsp. rotundata (Guinea yam), 749 nucleotides. Its product is annotated as transcription repressor OFP8-like. Bases 110 to 586 code for a protein of 158 amino acids. Lineage: Eukaryota; Viridiplantae; Streptophyta; Magnoliopsida; Dioscoreales; Dioscoreaceae. Gene Ontology annotation, biological process: negative regulation of DNA-templated transcription. The transcript has a single exon. The record is from RefSeq and is a predicted model, not a curated record.